Messenger RNA from Leucoraja erinaceus (little skate), 2125 nucleotides. RefSeq names its product vitamin D3 receptor B-like. Gene Ontology annotation, cellular component: nucleus. The coding region runs from base 382 to 1686 and encodes 434 amino acids. NCBI's taxonomy places the organism in Eukaryota, Metazoa, Chordata, Chondrichthyes, Rajiformes, Rajidae. Gene Ontology annotation, molecular function: zinc ion binding; vitamin D response element binding; nuclear receptor activity. The record is from RefSeq and is a predicted model, not a curated record. Gene Ontology annotation, biological process: negative regulation of transcription by RNA polymerase II; positive regulation of transcription by RNA polymerase II; cell differentiation. The transcript is spliced from 10 exons.
GGCAAGGGGCGAUCGGACUGCUUCAGGUAUCGGUGCAGACAGUGGGCGGCUCGAAGGCGAAUAGUCAAUCCGGCAACACACACACACACGCACACGCACGCACUCCCCCCUCGACAGCUUCAACUAAGUCAGCGCUCUCGGUGAGAGUGAAGAGCGACGGUAACAGCGGCUAUCACUCGCCCCUGACAGUCUGACACUGUGACUGCACCGGGAGACGGAGAACAAGGUCAUGUGUGCAGGGCCUGUGUCCACGGCAGCAACUGAGGUUUAAUGGAACUGUUUUCAAAAUUGUGCUUAAAAAAUCAGCAACUUAAGAUGAAGGUAUAAUUCAGCAAAGCAGGAAGCUGAUUUCAAAGUAGGGAAGUUCCAAGAAUCACAGAAAUGGAACAGAUGGCAGUGAGCACUUCUGCAUUUCAUCCUGAAGAUGAUGAAUUUGAUAGAAAUUGCCCACGGAUAUGUGGCGUUUGUGGAGACAAAGCAACUGGUUUCCAUUUCAAUGCUAUGACAUGUGAAGGCUGCAAAGGCUUCUUCAGGAGAAGCAUGAAGAAAAAGGCCAAUUUUACCUGUCCUUUUAAUGGCAAUUGCUCAAUUACGAAGGAUAAUAGAAGGCAUUGCCAAGCAUGUAGACUCAAGCGAUGCCAAGAUAUUGGCAUGAUGAAAGAAUUCAUUUUAACAGAUGAAGAAGUUCAGAGGAAAAAGGAGAUCAUUUUAAAACGGAAAGAAGAAGAAGCCAUAAAGGAGGCUAAAAAACCAAAGUUGUCCGAUGAUCAAGAAAAGACGAUUGCCUUAUUGAUGGAAGCACAUCGUAAAACAUAUGAUGAAUCGUAUUCGGACUUUAACAAGUUCAGACCACCGGUACGAAGUUCAUCCGAAAUGGAAGCAUCUGGACAGUCCUUUCCCAUUGAGUCACCACGGGAUCUCUGCUCUGCAGAUUACUUUGGUUCCUUUAACUCAUCACCUUCAGAUGGUUGCCGUCUAUCCAUGGAUAUGUCUCAGAUAGCAAAAUCACAUUUCUCCAGCUUUUUUGGGAUACCCCAGGAUGACAGUGGAAAUUCCAAGGAGGAUUCAACUCUCUCCAUGCUACCUCACCUGGCUGACCUUGUCAGUUACAGCAUACAGAAAGUCAUCGGCUUUGCAAAGGCCAUUCCCGGAUUCAGGGAGUUGUCUGCGGAUGACCAAAUUUCCCUUCUGAAGUCAAGUGCAAUUGAAAUUAUUAUGCUGCGAUCAAACCAAUCCUUCACAUUAGAGGAUAUGUCAUGGAGCUGUGGAAAUGAGUUCAAAUAUAAUAUAAAUGACGUCACCAAAGCUGGCCAUUCACUGGAGUUGCUGGAGCCACUGAUAAAAUUUCAGGCUGGCCUAAAGAAUUUAAAUUUGCAUGAAGAAGAACAUGUUCUUCUCAUGGCCAUCUGCCUCCUGUCACCAGAUCGUUCUGGAUUACAGGACCGUGCCCGAGUGGAGCGCAUUCAAGAUAAGUUAUCUGAGACUUUGCAGGUGUACAUCCGGGUCAAGCAUCCACCCCCAGGUAAUUGGUUGCUGUAUCCGAAGAUGAUCCAGAAGCUGACAGACCUCCGGAGCCUGAGCGAUGAACAUGCCAAACAGUACCGGUCUCUGACCUUUCAUCCUGCACAUAACAUGCAACUCACACCACUUUUGCUUGAGGUCUUCAGUAACGAUGAUGCGAAAUGAAUCACUGUCUUUCAUUUCUAACUUGAUAGGUUUGCACAGGGUAAACAGGCUUGGUGGUUAACGCAGCAUUUCCUUUGAAAAUUUAAACUUCCAGUGAUGACGCAAGUCUAAAUUAUUACACCACUGAUUUAAAGAGAGAAGAGGUGGGGUGGUAGUUGCAAUGUUCUGAAACAGUUGCCACCAGUUGCUGUACAAUCUGAAGCCAGCAAAGUAAUAACAGUAGAUUUCCCCCUCACAGAUAUGUACUAUUUACCUCAACAAAACAAGAGCAAUGAUAGGAAAUAUUUUGAAUAUUAAAUAGAUAUAUGAAUGUGCAUAAACUACAUAUAUCUAAUAUAUUAACUAUUCACUUAAUAUGAAUGCUGUGACCUAUCAUUAGCUGCAGCAUGUAACAAGUGUGUGCAGGGGGAAAGUUUACCAUGAGAUGAAAAUACAAAAA